Mandrillus leucophaeus (drill) is the source of this 2497-nucleotide messenger RNA. RefSeq names its product family with sequence similarity 200, member A (gene ZBED8L). Lineage: Eukaryota; Metazoa; Chordata; Mammalia; Primates; Cercopithecidae. Bases 381 to 2102 code for a protein of 573 amino acids. The record is from RefSeq and is a predicted model, not a curated record. The transcript has 2 exons.
GUGACGCACUUCCGGCUUUUGUGACGCUUUCCCUGGGGUCUGACGUCCAGGGGACCUAGAUCUGAGUCCAGCGCUCCUGGUCCCCAAAGUCACAACCGGUUCUAUCCCAGCACCCCAGACGUCUCCGGGCGGGGACAGAGUUGGGCGUGCACGGCUGUGUCCUGCAAUCCGCUCGCCACGACCUCCCCGGACGGAGUGGAAGCGGGUCCGUGCCCCUGUCCCUCGCGUCAGCCUCGGCGGUGGCAAGCGCUGUCCCUCAGCAGAGGCGUCCCUGGAUACAGGAUAGCAAAACCUGAUCUCAUAAAACCUAGGUCACAAAGGACAGCCCUGCAAAACAGACGCUAUUUGGAUCAAGUGAGCCAGUUCCUGGAACCUGAAUAAUGACUCCUGAAUCAAGGGAUACUACAGAUUUGUCUCCACGGGGUACCCAGGAGAUGGAAGGCAUCGUGGUAGUGAAGGUGGAGGAGGAAGAUGAAGAAGACCAUUUUCAAAAGCAAAGAAACAAAGUAGAGUCAUCGCCACAAGUUCUCAGUCGCUCUACAACCAUGAAUGAGAGAGCCUUAUUAUCAUCAUAUUUAGUUGCAUAUAGAGUGGCAAAGGAGAAAAUGGCUCACACGGCGGCUGAAAAAAUUAUCCUUCCAGCAUGUAUGGACAUGGUACGGACAAUUUUUGAUGACAAAUCAGCUGAUAAACUAAGAACUAUACCUCUUAGUGAUAAUACAAUAUCUCGUCGAAUUUGUACGAUUGCAAAACAUUUGGAAGCAAUGCUUAUUACACGGCUGCAGUCUGGUAUAGACUUUGCAAUCCAGCUUGAUGAGAGCACUGAUAUUGCAAGUUGUCCCACACUCUUGGUCUAUGUCAGAUAUGUGUGGCAAGAUGAUUUCGUAGAGGAUCUCUUAUGUUGUUUAAAUUUAAAUUCACAUAUAACUGGAUUAGAUUUAUUUACUGAAUUAGAAAACUGCAUUGUUGGUCAGUAUAAAUUAAACUGGAAACAUUGUAAAGGAAUUUCAAGUGAUGGAGCAGCCAAUAUGACCGGAAAACACAGCAGACUUACUGAAAAAUUGUUAGAAGCAACCCACAACAAUGCUCUUUGGAAUCACUGUUUUAUUCAUCGAGAAGCUUUGGUAUCCAAAGAAAUUUCACCAAGUCUAAUGGAUGUAUUGAAAAAGGCAGUGAAAAUUGUUAAUUUUAUUAAAGGAAGCUCACUGAAUAGCCGACUUCUCGAAAUACUUUGUUCAGAGAUUGGAGUUAACCAUACCCACUUAUUGUUUCAUACAGAAGUUCGUUGGCUUUCUCAAGGAAAGGUAUUGAGCAGAGUAUAUGAACUCAGGAAUGAGAUUUACAUUUUUCUCAUUGAAAAGCAAUCUCAUUUGGCAAAUAUUUUUGAAAACGACAUUUGGGUAACCAAAUUGGCAUAUUUAAGUGAUAUUUUUGGCAUUCUUAAUGAAUUAAACCUGAAAAUACAGGGGAAAAACAAUGAUAUAUUUCAGUAUCUUGAACAUAUUCUAGGAUUCCAAAAGACAUUAUUAUUUUGGCAAGCAAGACUUAAAAGUAACCGCCCUAGCUACUAUAUGUUUCCAACAUUAUUGCAACACAUCGAAGAGAACAUUAUUAACGAAGACUGCUUAAAAGAAAUAAAAUUAGAGAUAUUGUUGCAUCUCACUUCUUUGUCUCAAACUUUUAAUUAUUACUUUCCAGAAGAGAAAUUUGAAUCAUUAAAGGAAAAUAUUUGGAUGAAAGAUCCAUUUGCUUUUCAAAACCCAGCAUCAAUAAUUAAGUUAAACUUGGAGCCUGAAGAAGAGAAUGAAUUAUUGCAGCUCAGUUCAUCAUUCACACUAAAGAAUUAUUAUAAGACAUUAAGUUUAUCAGCAUUUUGGAUUAAGAUUAAAGAUGAAUUUCCACUGCUAAGUAGGAAGAGUAUAUCGCUGUUACUACCAUUCACAACUACUUAUUUGUGUGAACUAGGAUUUUCAAUCUUGACACGAUUAAAAACAAAGAAGAGAAAUAGGCUCAACAGUGCACCGGACAUGCGGGUAGCAUUAUCUUCAUGUGUUCCUGACUGGAAGGAACUUAUGAACAGACAAGCACACCCAUCACAUUAAAUAAAAUCUUUACAAAAUUCUGUGUUUAGUCGGGUGUGGUGGCUUACGCCUGUAAUCCCAGCACUGGGGAGACGGAGGUGGGCAGAUCACUUGAGAUCGGGAGUUCGAGACUAGCCUGGCCAACAUGGUGAAACCCCAUCUCUACUAAAAAUACAAAACUUAGCCAGGCGUGGUGGUACAUGGCUGCAAUCCCUGUUACCUGGGUGCCUAAGGCAGGAGAAUCUCUUAAACCAGAGAUUGCAGUGAGCUGAGAUAAUCCCACUGCAUUCCAGCCUGGGCAACAGAGUGAGACUCCAUCUCAAAAACAAAACAAAAAAAUAUAUAUAUCUGUACUUUUAAAGGGAUUUUGCAGUAUAUUGUAUUUAAAUGUUAAUAAAAUUAUAUUUGCAAUUAGG